GUAGGAAUUCAGAGACUUCCUGGAGUAAGUAAAGCUGCCAACAGAACCAACACAGCCAUGGGGCUGCUGACUGGAGGUCUACUGGAGCCACUGGCAGUGGCCGUGGCCAUCUUCCUGCUCCUCGUAGAUUUCAUGCAUCGACGAGUAUGCUGGGCCCCUCGCUACCCGCCAGGCCCCUGGCCCUUACCUGGGCUGGGCAACCUACUGCACAUGGACUUUCAGAACAUGCACUAUUCCAUAAACCGGCUACGGAGCCGCUUCGGGAAUGUGUUCACCCUGCAGAUGGCCUGGACACCCGUGAUAGUGCUCAACGGGCUAGAGGCGGUGCGUGAGGCGCUGGUGCACCAGAGCGAGGACACCUCUGACCGCCUUAUUAUACCCAUCACUACCUGCUUUGGUUGGGGCCCCCGCUCUCAAGGUGUGAUUCUAGCACGCUACGGGCAGGCAUGGCGCGAGCAGCGGCGCUUCUCCGUGUCCACCAUGCGCAACUUCGGCCUGGGCAAGAAGUCACUGGAGCAGUGGGUGACCGAGGAGGCCGGCUACCUCUGCGAGGCCUUCAGCGACCACGCUGGACGCCCCUUUAGCCCCCGCCUCCUUCUGAAUAAAGCCGUGAGCAAUGUGAUCUCCUCCCUCAUCUACGCUUGCCGCUUUGAGUACGGGGACCCGCGCAUUAUCAAGAUGCUGGAGCUAAUGGACACAGCCCUGGGAGAACAAUCGGGGUUCCUGGCCCAGAUUCUGAAUGCCGUCCCAGUGGUUCUGAAAAUCCCGGGGCUCCCUGCCAAGGCCUUCCCAGCGCAGAUUGCCUUCAAACGCAUGCUGGAUGAGCUGAUCACAGAGCACAAGGGGACCUGGGACCCCACCCAGCCACCUCGACACCUGACUGACGCCUUCCUGGAGGAGGUGGAGAAGGCCAAGGGGAACCCCGAAAGCAGCUUCAAUGAUGCCAACCUGCACAUGGUGGUGGCUGACCUGUUUUCUGCCGGGAUGGUGACCACCUCAACCACACUGGCCUGGGCCCUGCUGCUCAUGAUCCUGCAUCCCGAUGUGCAGCGUCGUGUCCAGCAGGAGAUCGAUGAGGUGGUGGGGCAGUCGCGGCCUCCAGAGAUGGGAGACCAGGCCCGCAUGCCCUACACCAUGGCCGUGAUCCACGAAGUGCAGCGGUUUGGGGACAUUACCCCAAUGGGUGUACCCCACAUGACAUCCCGUGAUAUUGAAAUCCAGGGCUUCCUCAUCCCCAAGGGAACGACGCUGCUCACCAACCUGUCAUCGGUGCUGAAGGAUGAGACUGUCUGGGCGAAGCCCCUCCGCUUCCACCCAGAGCACUUCCUGGAUGCCCAGGGUCGCUUCGUGAAGCACGAGGCCUUCAUGCCCUUCUCAGCAGGUCGGCGCGCAUGCCUCGGGGAGCCCCUGGCCCGCAUGGAGCUCUUCCUCUUCUUCACCUGCCUCCUGCAGCGCUUCAGCUUCUCGGUGCCCGCGGGCCAGCCCAGGCCCAGCGACCACGGCGUCUUUUCCGGCAUGGUGGUCCCGUCCCCCUAUGAGCUCUGUGCUGUGCCUCGAUAAGGGGAGACACCGUGCCCCACCUGCUCUCUGCUUUGAUCUAAAAGCUCAAUAAACCAAUCUGGAUUGAGGCCUGAUCUGAAUUUACCAAGUCCCCUUCCCUUUACUUACAGGCCCCCUCCCUACCCCAGAUCUACUGAACCUGAACCUGACAACCAGCCCAUAUCAGAAGUGGGGAUAUUGCGCUCAGAAGGUGGCCCGGCCACUUAAGC
Molecule: messenger RNA, 1769 nt
Organism: Sorex araneus (European shrew)
Lineage: Eukaryota; Metazoa; Chordata; Mammalia; Eulipotyphla; Soricidae
Product: cytochrome P450 2D17-like
Exons: 9
Coding region: 58-1560 (500 amino acids)
Biological process (GO): xenobiotic metabolic process; arachidonate metabolic process
Cellular component (GO): intracellular membrane-bounded organelle; cytoplasm
Molecular function (GO): oxidoreductase activity, acting on paired donors, with incorporation or reduction of molecular oxygen, reduced flavin or flavoprotein as one donor, and incorporation of one atom of oxygen; iron ion binding; heme binding
Source: RefSeq, a predicted model, not a curated record